This is a messenger RNA of Myxocyprinus asiaticus (Chinese sucker), 1891 nucleotides long. Its product is annotated as eukaryotic translation initiation factor 3 subunit I. Gene Ontology annotation, cellular component: cytoplasm; eukaryotic translation initiation factor 3 complex, eIF3m. Bases 144 to 1124 code for a protein of 326 amino acids. Gene Ontology annotation, molecular function: RNA binding; protein binding; translation initiation factor activity. The record is from RefSeq and is a predicted model, not a curated record. Gene Ontology annotation, biological process: cytoplasmic translational initiation. The transcript is spliced from 11 exons. Lineage: Eukaryota; Metazoa; Chordata; Actinopteri; Cypriniformes; Catostomidae.
UGUUUUUCUCCGUACAAGAAGUUAAAAGUUCCUUUUCCGUUUCAUAACCGGGCGCUGUUGAGCACGCGUAUCGCGUAUUGGAUUUUCUACAUUAGAUUAAAAUAUCGUUUCUAUAAUAUUGUGGCUGAAUAAAGGCAGCGAUAAUGAAACCCAUUCUUCUGCAGGGCCAUGAGAGGUCCAUCACUCAGAUAAAAUACAACAGAGAGGGAGAUCUAUUGUUCUCAGUAGCCAAGGAUACAAUUACCAAUGUUUGGUACUCGGUCAAUGGAGAAAGGCUUGGCACUUACAAUGGUCACACUGGUGCCGUUUGGUGUGUGGAUUGUGACUGGGAUACCAAGAACGUCUUGACUGGAUCUGCUGAUAACAGCUGCAGACUCUGGGACUGUGAGACAGGAAAGCAGCUAGCUCUGCUGGAGACCAGCUCAGCGGUGAGAACGUGCGGCUUUGACUUCAGUGGGAACAUUAUAAUGUUUUCCACAGACAAACAGAUGGGCUACCAGUGCUUUCUCAAUUAUUUUGACCUUCGAGACCCUCAACAAAUUGAGGACAACCACCCAUAUCAGUCCAUACCCUGCAGUGAAUCAAAAAUCACAAGUGCAGUGUGGGGUCCACUGGGACAGUUUGUGAUCGCUGGCCAUGAAAAUGGAGAAAUCAACCAGUUUUGUGCUAAGACAGGAGACAUUCUGAAGACUGCAAAGGAACACACCAAGCAGAUUAAUGACAUCCAGUCAUCUGUGGAUCUCACAAUGGUCAUCAGUGCUUCCAAAGACUGUACUGCUAAGUUGUUUGACUCCACAACACUUGAACACAUCAAAACCUUUAAGACAGAGCGACCUGUUAACUCUUCAGCCAUCUCACCCAUCAUGGACCAUGUGGUUAUGGGAGGUGGUCAGGAGGCUAUGGAAGUCACAACCACUUCUACUAGGAUUGGCAAAUUCGAGGCCAGGUUUUUCCAUGCAGCCUAUGAAGAAGAGUUUGGGCGUGUGAAAGGACAUUUCGGCCCUAUCAAUUGUGUGGCAUUCCACCCAGAUGGGAAAAGUUACAGCAGUGGAGGAGAGGAUGGUUAUGUCAGAAUUCAUUACUUCGAUCCCCAUUACUUCGAUUUUGAGCUUGAGGUGUUGUAGCUCCGGAUACCACCUGCAUUCAACAAAACUUCUGUAACAUCUGACAUUACACAAGGCUGAUCAUGCAGGCAGCAUUUUAUACGAUCACCUUCAUACAGAUAUUGCAUUUGAUGCAGUGUGUAUUUAAUGAAUUUAACAUAUAAAUGGGAUUGUUUUGUAAGUGCUUGACUAUUAACAAAGAAUAGAUUGUACACACAAUCACUGUCAAAACAAAUAUUAUAAUACAUGCUGAAAUGGUUGGACAAGUAGAGCGCAUCAGUGCCAGUCCACUUUUACAGUGUCUUGGUUCCAGAGUUGUUAUUUUUUCUACAUGGGAAUUUCAUAAAAUCCAGAUUUUAAGCCAUGAACCAAACAAACCAGCUCUGAUAUGAAUCACAACAUUACAAAUUUUAAUUUGAAGCAAAAUAGUAUUUGAAAAUCGGACAGACAAAUAAAAGGUACAAGACUGUAUUUAACGUCUUUCAUCAGGGAGUGAUCUGCAAUCCCAAGAAGCAUCGCAAAUGUCUAAUUAAACUAUGGGAGAAAAUGUCUAGUACAUUGCAAAAUAUUCUGAUAUUUACAACUAUAUAAGCAGUUUGAGAGUGUAGAGAGAUGACAUGAUUGCGUCAUCGAAUGAGCGGUUGCAGCGGAGCUCUUUUCGACAAGGUUGGUUUACUGCGACUCUCUAGCGGCUCUUUCUCUUAAGGAUCAUUGGUAGUGUAUUGAAUAAUAUCAGGAUUUGUUAAACACCUUUCAAUAAAAUAAAAUAACAGAUGGCUUGAACAGCA